CACAAUUCCCCAACUCAUAUGGAAACGGGAUUUGUAAUACUCUUCCAACACACCACAGAGAUUGCACUCACAACAUCAAUAGUAGUAGUCGUGGUUGUGUAAAGAUGCAUGUUUUAUAUUACAGUACAGGUCGUGGCAGUAUAACUGGACACAUGAUCCUCCUAGGAUCACUCAUCACAUCAGACACCCUUUUUAAUUAAACAUGGCCUGAGGGGAAGCACCAUGCCCUGCAGAAUACACUCCGCACUGCAAGGUGAAGCCGAAGGAGAGAAGCACCAGGACCAAACUACACCACAGAAACCCAAGACGUGGACGUUCUUUCUAUUAGUCGUGACUCUCUUGUAUGUUCUUCUGGGGAUUACUGCAUCAGGAUGUUGUGAACAUUUUUGGAAGCCUCCCAUCCUGCAUCCUCCUUCACACCCCACAACAUCUCCAAAAACUGUCUGGAUGACUCAGGGAAGGCUUGUCCGACACAUACCAUGGCCUCUCAACCCCCGGCGGGAUGGAGGGAGAUGACAAACGGGGGCGGGCACCCCCACCAUGUCAACAAUGGAGGGCAGGCUGGGGGGGCCCACAGCAGCGCACGAUAUAUGCUGAAGAGACAACAACAACGACGACACAGACGCAGGUCAUCUUCACCCAUGGGCAGGGUCAUUCUUAUCAAUGCACCUGUUGAUGGUGGAGACGACAGCGCAGACAUCCACACAGUGACCGUGGACAAGACUCUGGAUGGACGUCUGGGCUUCAGCGUCCGAGGGGGUUCCGAACACGGACUGGGGAUGUUUGUCAGCAAGGUGGAGGACGACAGCUCUGCAGCGCAGGCCGGGCUCACGGUGGGAGACAAGCUGGUGGAGGUGAACGGAGUCAGCCUGGAGAGCAUCACCAUGAGCAGCGCCGUCAAGGUCCUGACGGGCAACAACAGGCUGAGGAUGGUGGUGAGGCGCGUGGGCAAGAUCCCAGGGAUCCGCUACUCCAAGGAGAAGACCACCUGGGUGGAUCUGAUCCACAGAAGGAUGGUGGUGGAGGAAGGGGGGCGCACGCCAUCAGAGGCCAGUUCGGACAGCGCCCUCCGCAGGAUGGUGCACCUCUUCACCACGUCGGACGACUACUGCCUGGGCUUCAACAUCCGGGGAGGACGAGAGUUUGGACUGGGAAUCUACGUCUCAAAGCUGGACCCGGGCGGGCUGGCGGAGCGGCACGGCAUCAAGAUGGGGGAUCAGAUCCUGGCCGCCAACGGGGUCAGCUUUGAUGACAUCACACACAGCAACGCCGUGGAGGUCCUGAAAAGCCACACCCACGUCAUGUUAACUAUUAGGGAAGCUGGAAGAUACCCUGCGUACAAGGAGAUGGUGGCAGAGUACGGGUGGCUCGACAAAUUGGCCAACGGGGCGGCAGUGUCUUCCUCCCAAGGCUCCGACUCCCACUCCUCCACCUCCUCCAUGUCCUCCAGCACCCCACUCAGCUCCCUCAGCGGUCUCUCCCAGGUCCUGUUCCCGCCCGUCUUUGGCGCAGACAUGGUGGACGUGGCCAUCUCCACGGAGGACCGCUCCAGACGUCCAAGCGCCAGGCAGGCAACCGCGGACACGGCCAUCCAGACCGAGACCUCGCCGGACGCCUCCGGGGAAACCGGCCGGAUGGUCGGCGCCACUGUUCGGCUGAAGGACACGGUCAUACACGGGAUGGGGGAGGGGCCGGGAGAGAUGGGAGGAUGGACCAGGGCGCCGUCAUCUGGUGAUCAAGAGGUGGUGAAACACGAAGGUCCUAAGACGAAGGUCCUGAUGGCCCUGAGUAGACCUCGGAAGCCCAUCAGACGAUCCCAGAGUCACAUCACUCUAUCAGAGGACCAGCAGAAGAAGAAGAAGAAGAAAAUACUGCAAAAAGAGAAAAGCAGCCCGGAAGGAAAGUCCAACCUCCAGCGCUCCAAAACCUUCGUCAGUCUAUUUUUCAGGAGAGAUCGCAAGGAAAGGAGCAGAUCAAGAGACAAAAGAAAAAGUGCUGAUGUCAGCGGAGACCACCCAUCGCCUGCCCUGGAGACCCUGCAGCACGUGGAGGACGUGUCCAGGAAGACCCUCAGCCAGGACGAGGUGGCGGCAGUCAUGAGGCACUGCCAGCGGUAUUUGUCUGACAAGGUGCUGGAGGACUUAGUGCGCCCCCUUGUGGCCAUCUUGGACCGGCCAGAGAAGGCGCUGCUUCUCAGGGAAAUAAGGAUGUUGAUUCCUGCACGGGACUUGUGUGCUUUUGACAAGAUGGUGAUGCCCUUUGAACUGCAGGCCUUCAACGCUCUGAAGAGUGCAAGUGUGCUUUCUACAGCUCUUCGCUCCCCUCGCAGCGGGGCCCCUCGACGCCACCUCAUCACCCCCGUCCCAGACUACAGAGGUGGAUUCCUCCUCCAGCCUGUACUGACACAGAAUCAUCACUUGAUAGAAAACAUGGAGGCUCUGAGUCUGUCCCAGCGAGGUCACAUGACCUCAUCUCAGUUGUUCCCCGCACUGCUGGACGUACCCGUGGACAGUUUCUCCUCGUCCUCCGAUGUCCGCCCCCGCUCUCUCAGCCCGUCGCCCGCCCUCACACCCCCCCCUCACGGCUCCCAACGUGGGGGCCACCACACCGCUGUUGGAGGCCCCGAGCGAGGACGCUCGCCUGUGAGGAGAGGGAGGGACCUGAGUCCUGAGACUUUAAGGACACACGGGGCCCACAGUCUUCCCUCACCUCGGACCACCAGGACGCCCCUGAAGGAGGUUUUUGACGGACCCCCCAGGGUCUCAGUUAACGGACAUUCUGAUAGUGGAAAUACUGGAGAGUACGAUAUCUCCACACUGACCAUCUCCAAAGCCAAACAGUCGCUGGGCAUUAGUGUCUCUGGAGGGAUGGAGUCCAGAGUGCAGCCUGUGAUCAAGAUCGAAAAGAUCUUCCCUGGAGGAGCUGCCUCCAUGAACCAUGCUUUGAAGGCCGGCUUCCAGCUGCUGUCCGUGGACGGUGCGAGUCUGCAGGGCGUGACUCAUCAGCACGCCGUCGACCUCAUCCGCCGUGCGUUCAGCAACAAGGCCAAAGACCCCAUGGUGCUGGUGGUCAAAGUCCCCAAGGUGCCGCCCGGGGGGAGCUGCUGACCGACUAUACUUUUCUACUGGGCACUUUUUGUUUGACAUUUUUACACCAAUAAAUUGUGUAUCAGGCGCUUGAAGACUUUGUGAUUGAUGGACCACGGCCAGAAGGCGAUAAUCCCCAAGUGCAUUAUGGGAUUUUUGAUGUCUGCAGAUUAAAUCUGUCUCACGUCCACCGGGAUGCUUUGGCCUUUAGAGAUUAUUGUUAUUUAAUGUUAUUACCAACAUGGCUGCUCAGUGGUUUUAGAGGCUUUAAUUACAGCAUCACUCAGGCAAUGUGAGCAGGAGAGAAGGUGCAAGUUUAAAAUGGAAAUAUGAUCAAAUAUUCAAUAAAAGACAUUGUGUAUAAAGUGCUGUAGUGGGCAAAAAAAGCAAAGAACUAUGAAUCCAUGGAUGUAGACGACCACAACGUAUGUUGCCAGACGGGAUGUGCAGGAGCUGCACC
Messenger RNA from Nerophis ophidion (straightnose pipefish), 3546 nucleotides. It is a transcript of the gene pdzd7a, whose product is annotated as PDZ domain containing 7a. NCBI's taxonomy places the organism in Eukaryota, Metazoa, Chordata, Actinopteri, Syngnathiformes, Syngnathidae. Gene Ontology annotation, biological process: sensory perception of sound; auditory receptor cell stereocilium organization. The record is from RefSeq and is a predicted model, not a curated record. The coding region runs from base 480 to 3107 and encodes 875 amino acids. The transcript is spliced from 15 exons. Gene Ontology annotation, cellular component: stereocilium tip; cilium; stereocilia ankle link complex. Gene Ontology annotation, molecular function: protein binding.